Salvelinus namaycush (lake trout) is the source of this 4707-nucleotide messenger RNA. Its product is annotated as aggrecan core protein-like. The annotation marks the transcript as partial. The record is from RefSeq and is a predicted model, not a curated record. Gene Ontology annotation, biological process: cell adhesion. The transcript has 17 exons. Gene Ontology annotation, molecular function: hyaluronic acid binding; calcium ion binding. NCBI's taxonomy places the organism in Eukaryota, Metazoa, Chordata, Actinopteri, Salmoniformes, Salmonidae.
GUGUCCAUCUCUCUGCCCUCUUCCCCUCCAGACCCUGAGGACACACUGAGUGUGAGCGUCCCACUGGAGCUGCCUCAGCGCCCUCUACUGGGCAGCACCUUGGUACUACCCUGCUACUUCCAGGAUCACACCGUCCACGACCCCGGCGCCCCCACCAUUGCCCCCCUGUCCCACCGCAUCAAAUGGAGCCGCGUCACUAAGGAGCGUGUCUCUGUCAUCCUGGUGGCCAUGGACGGAGAGGUCAAGGUGGAGGAGGACUAUCUGGACCGGGUCCACAUGGUGGGCUACCCCCAGACCCCCACUGACGCCAGCAUCAAGAUCACAGAGUUGAGGUCCAACGACACCGGCACCUACCGAUGUGAGGUCCAGCACGGCAUCGAGGACAACCAUGACACUGUGGACGUCCUGGUUCAAGGUAUCGUGUUUCACUACCGGGCCAUCACGACACGCUACACUCUGACCUUUGAGAAGGCCAAGGCAGCCUGUAUCCAGAACAGUGCUGUGAUCGCGACCCCAGAGCAGCUCCAGGCCGCGUAUGAUGACGGCUUCCACCAGUGUGACGCCGGCUGGCUCUCCGACCAGACUGUCAGGUACCCAAUCCAUGAUCCACGUGAGAAUUGUUAUGGCGACAAAGACGAGUUCCCCGGGGUGCGAACUUACGGAGUGAGAGAUGUCAACGAGACUUACGACGUGUACUGUUUUGCCGAGAAGAUGACAGGCAGUGUGUUCUACUCUGCCUCUGUGGCUAAGUUCACCUACUCUGAGGCUGAGGAACAGUGUAGUAAGCAGGGGGCCCUGUUGGCCACCACAGGACAGCUGUACCUGGCCUGGCAGGCUGGUCUGGAUGUGUGCAAUGCAGGCUGGCUAGGAGACAGGAGCGUCCGCUACCCCAUCAAUGUCCGGAGGCCGCAGUGUGGAGGGGGUCUGCUGGGGGUACGGACCGUGUACCUCCACGUCAACCAGACGGGGUACCCCCUCCCCGAAUCCCGCUACGAUGCCUACUGCUACACAGAAACGGACGAGGAGGGCUCAGGCAUGGUGGUGCCCACCGAGGCGGGCAGCGGCGUGCUGAGCGUUGCCACGGUGACCCAGGGUCCUCCCGAGUUGUUCUACAGGAACAUGACCACAGAGAGCGAGGCGCUGGGUGAGGACCUGGCCACCCAGAAACCCACUAGCGUGGACUUCACCUUUGGCACUGAGUUGCCCCUGCCACAGCCGCCCAGUGUCACCGAGCUGCCCCUGCCACAGCCGCCCAGUGUCACCGAGCUGCCACAGCCGCCCAGUGUCACCGAGCUGCCACAGCCGCCCAGUGUCACCGAGCUGCCACAGCCGCCCAGUGUCACCGAGCUGCCACAGCUGCCCAGUGUCACCGAGCUGCCUCUGCCACAGCCGCCCAGUGUCACCGAGCUGCCUCUGCCACAGCCGCCCAGUGUCACCGAGCUGCCCCUACCACAGCCGCCCAGUGUCACCGAGCUGCCUCUGCCACAGCCGCCCAGUGUCACCGAGCUGCCUCUGCCACAGCCGCCCAGUGUCACCGAGCUGCUCCUGCCACAGCCGCCCGGUGUCACCGAGCUGCUCCUACCACAGCCGCCCAGUGUGAGAGAGUUGGUUGUGGAUGUGGUGGGGAGAGUAACGGCCAGGCCGGAUGUGGGGAGUGAGAUCGGCGAAGGGAGCGGAUCAGGAUAUUUAUUUUCUGCUACAGGCGUGGUGUUCCACUACCGUGCUGGAUCUAGCCGCUACGCCUUCACCUUCGUGGAGGCCCAGCUGGCCUGUCAGAGUGUUGGAGCCUCCAUCGCCACCCCAGAGCAGCUCCAGGCUGCCUACGAAGCCGGCUACAACCAGUGUGAUGCAGGCUGGCUUCUGGAUCAGACCGUCAGGUAUCCCAUCGUGUCUCCUCUGGAAAAGUGCCCUGGGGAUCUGGAGACUUUACCAGGAGUGAGGUCCUAUGGACUGAGGCCCGCUGACGAACACUACGAUGUGUACUGCUACGUGGACAGACUCAGGGGUGAUGUGUUCCAUGCUGGCUCCAGUGAGGGCUUCACCUAUGACGGUGCUCUGGCUCACUGUCAGGAGCUGAACGCUACCCUGGCCUCUACUGGACAGCUCUACGCCGCCUGGAGACAAGGCUUGGAUAAGUGCCGCGCAGGUUGGCUAAUCGACCGGAGUGUCCGGUACCCCAUCACCAACCCCCGGGUGGCGUGUGGUGCAGGGAAGGCAGGGGUGUACACAGUAUACACCCACAACAACCAGACGGGAUUCCCAGACUUGUAUUCCAGAUAUGACGCCUACUGCUUCAAAGUGGACAUCUUGCUUCUUGCCAAUGAAACUGGAUUGAACAUCACAGAGAUAGAAGAGUCUUUGGUUAACCUCACAUCCAUCACUGAUUUGCUGAGGCCUGUCCUGCCUUCCAUCACUCCUCCCAUCUCUGUGGAGUCCUCAGGCUCUGCAGAGAUUCCCAGCGGAUCGUCUGGUCUGAGUAGUGAAGAUCCGUCCGGCUCGGGGCUGAGUGGAGACGGAUCGGGAAUAACGGUCACCUUCUCUUCAGGGAGUGGCAGUGUUUUAUCUGGUUUGGGCUCUGGGGGUCCUCAGGAGGCUGGAGAGGGAAUCACUGGGAUCCUCACCUUCCCCUCAGAAAUGGGAUUGGGAAUGUUCAGUGGCAGUGAGUUCCUGUCGGGAUGGGGAAGUGGCUCCGGUGUCAGUUCUGAGGAGAGCGGCUCUUCGUCUGACAGCUCCAGCAGCUCUGGGGAAAGUGGGGGGUGGUCUGGAAUGUCGUCCGGCUCCAGCUCUAGUUCCAGUGAGGAGUUUUCCGGAUUUCCCUCAGGAUUCUUUCCCUCAGGAGGCUCCAGUGGUCAUUCGGGAGAGGAGUCGGGAAGCGGAGACACUCAGGUCCUGCUGAUCGAUGGGAAACUGAUGGAGGUUUCCACCUCUCACACACACAAAGAGAAGGAGCUGGGUGGAGGGGGCCUGGAAUUCAGCGGUUCGGCCUCAGGCAGCAGCGGCUCAGGGUUCUUCCCUGAUGUGACCUUCUUGGGGUCAGGGUUUACCGACCUCACGGGGUCAGCCUCAGGGGAACAGGAGGCCUCGGGGUCUCUCCACUACGGCUCCGGAAGCGGUGAUAUCAGCGGUUCGGCCUCAGGCAGCAGUGGCUCAGGGUUCUUCCCGAGUGUGAACUUCUUUGGGUCAGGGUUUACUGACCUCACGGGGUCAGCCUCAGGGGAACAGGAGGCCUCGGGGUCUCUCCACUACGGCUCCGGAAGUGGUGAUAUCAGCGGUUCGGCCUCAGGCAGCAGUGGCUCAGGGUUCUUCCCGGGUGUGACCUUCUUGGGGUCAGGGUUUACCGACCUCACAGGGUCAGCCUCAGGGGAACAGGAGGCCUCGGGGUCUCUCCACUACGGAUACGGAGCGGGAAGAGGUGGAUACGCAUCAGGGUUCGGAACGUCGGGCUUCCCAUCCGGGGACAUGUCUGGAAUCUCCAGAUCCUCCACCAGCGAUGAGGAGGACAGCGCUGUCACCUUCCUGACUAAUGACUUCAUGACAGAGGUUUCCAAGGCGACCACGGUUUCCAUGGAGCUGGGGGCUGGGCCAGUGCAGUUCAGUGGGCAGGGAAGCGGGUCCCACACAGGGAACGGUGCUGACCACCCAACCCAGGCCAGCGGUGUCUCAUCUGGGGCACACUCUGGAGAUCUGCUCCCUGUGGUGCUGUCCUCUCCGCCCAGCAACAGGGAGCUUAUGGAGGGCACAGAGGGGCCAGAGGAGGCCAUGGCUGGCGGGGCUGAGCUGGGGGAGACCACCAGCGAGUUUUACAUGACCUUUGCCCCCAACCUUGCUCCCGCCGGAUUGGCUGCCCCAGCCAUCUCCCUGCAGACCCCUGCCGUCAUGGAGGAGCCAUCCUCAGAGGAGGGUAUCCCUAACCCAUGUGACCCUAACCCGUGUGGUGCUGGGUCAUGCUCAGUGGAGGAUGGUGUUGGGCUGUGCCAGUGUCCGCCCGGGAAAGUGGGAGAAGGGUGCCAGUAUGAGGUUGAUGUGUGCCAUUCCAACCCUUGUGCCAAUGGAGCCACCUGUGUGGAAAAUGCAGACUCUUACAAAUGCUUAUGCCUGCCCAGCUACGGAGGGGACCGCUGCGAGAUUGACGAGCAGGAUUGUGAGGAGGGGUGGACUAAGUUUCAGGGCAACUGUUACCUGCACUUCCCCGAGAGAGAGACCUGGCUGGACGCCGAGCAGCGCUGCCGAGACCUCAGCGCUCACCUGGUCAGCAUCAUCACCCCAGAGGAACAGCACUUUGUCAACUCCAACGGCCAGGACUACCAGUGGAUUGGGCUCAAUGACAAGACAGUGGAGAAUGACUUCCGCUGGAUAGACGGCACACCACUGCAAUUUGAGAACUGGCGGCCGAACCAGCCGGAUAACUACUUUAACUCUGGAGAAGACUGUGUGGUGAUGAUCUGGCACGAGAACGGCCAAUGGAACGACGUUCCCUGCAACUACCACCUGCCCUUCACCUGCAAGACUGGCCCAGUCUACUGUGGCGCACCGCCAGAGGUGGAGAAUGCCAAGAUGUUCGGCAGCAGGCGGGAGCAGUAUACUGUGGGGUCCAUCAUCCGCUACCAGUGUAACCCAGGCCUCCUACAGCGCCACCUGCCUGUGGUGCGCUGCAUGGCAGACGGACAGUGGGAGAAGCCACAGGUGGAAUGUAUGGGCGGUGAGUAG